UUCAAGUGAAAAAUGUCAAGGGUUGCUUGUUGGUAUGGUAUUACAGUCGUCCGCCUUUGUCGUCAUUUUGUCCGGGACUUGAUUUAAACAUAUCGUUGUUAAUUGUACAUUAGUCAAAUUAACACCAUGCGUGGCAUUUAUGCACUUCGCAGACACAUAAACGCAUGUAAUGUUAGUUGUACUGGCUAAAACUAGGCUAGCUAGCUUCUUGGAGGUUUGUGGUAGUUUGUGCUCGAUGAUAGCCAGUUUACAAAUCCCCCGAAUUUAGCCUCAUACUAUUGAUAUUUUUUCUAAGAAUGUCUCAGUUUGUAGAUGAGGACGAGACAACGCCAUUACUCAGAGACGAUCCAUCGAGCGAUGACUUCCAAGAUGACAACUACAAAAGCCGAUGGAGUUCUAUCAGAGUCAUGUACUUCACUAUGUUUCUCAGCAGUGUGGGUUUUACUAUUGUUAUAACAUCACUUUGGCCAUACUUGCAAAAGAUUGAUGACACCGCCAACGCCACCUUCCUUGGCUGGGUUGUGGCCGCCUACAGCCUGGGCCAGAUGGUAGCAUCGCCCAUAUUUGGCCUCUGGUCCAAUCACAGGCCAUGCAGAGAACCACUAGUGUGCUCCAUUUUCAUCAACCUGGCUGCUAAUAUCUACUAUGCCUACGCACACCUGCCCAAGAUGGACAAUAAGUACCACAUACUCAUGUCCAGAGCCUUUGUGGGCUUUGGAGCAGGUAAUGUGGCUGUAGUAAGGUCCUAUGUUGCUGGAGCCACAUCCCUGAAGGAGAGGACAAACGCUAUGGCCAACAUGAGCGCAUGUCAAGCUUUGGGUUUCAUCCUCGGACCAGCGCUGCAGGCCUGCCUGUCGUUCAUUGGUGAACUCGGCUACACCGUGGACGUCAUUGACCUGAAGCUCAACAUGUACACUGCUCCAGCACUACUGGCUGCCAUCUUCGGCGUCAUCAACAUCCUUUUGGUGGUCCUGGUGCUCAGGGAACACCGCAUCAGUGAUGAUGGGCAACACGUCCAAGCCGUCAACUACAUAUCUGAAGAUCAAGUUGACAUCGAAGAGGACUCUGAGGAAACUAUCGACCAAGUCGCUGUGCUCACCUCCAACAUCCUCUUCUUCGUCGUCAUGUUCAUUUUUGCCGUUUUCGAGACGAUUGCCACCCCUUUGUCCAUGGACAUGUUCGCUUGGACAAGGAAGGAAGCCGUUUUGUACAACGGCAUCAUCAUCUGCUGCAUCGGUUUCGAGUCUAUCCUGGUCUUCCUGGUGGUCAAAGUGGCCUCUCAAAGGGUUGGGGAUCGUCCCGUCUUGCUUGCAGGCUUGGCCAUCAUAUUCUGCGGCUUUUUUGUCCUGCUUCCAUGGGGGAACUAUUACCCAAAAAUCCAGUGGGCAGAUCUUAAAAACAACUCAUUGGUCAGUCAGAUGUCAUCCAACGGUACUUGGGAGCCAACUGGGUGCCCGUAUGAGCAGACGUGGUGCCAGUACACCCCUGUCAUUCACCUGGCUCAGUACAUCUCCUCGGAUUUCCUCAUCGGGGUUGGCUAUCCGGCUUGCAACGUAAUGUCCUACACCCUCUAUUCCAAAAUCCUUGGACCGAAACCACAGGGUGUGUACAUGGGCUGGCUUACGGCAUCUGGCAGCGGAGCACGGACUUUGGGCCCUGUGUUUGUCUCCCAUGUUUACACACUCUUGGGAUCUCGCUGGGCCUUUGCUCUCAUCUGCGUCAUGGUGGCGGCCGCCAUUGUCCUCCUUAGCGCCGUCUACCACAGACUCAUUGCCUUUUCCGUACGUCAUGGGAGGAUGAUAGAAUGAGGAGGACGUUUA
Messenger RNA from Dunckerocampus dactyliophorus (ringed pipefish), 1820 nucleotides. RefSeq names its product major facilitator superfamily domain containing 8 (gene mfsd8). Gene Ontology annotation, molecular function: transmembrane transporter activity. Gene Ontology annotation, biological process: transmembrane transport. The coding region runs from base 297 to 1808 and encodes 503 amino acids. The transcript is spliced from 12 exons. NCBI's taxonomy places the organism in Eukaryota, Metazoa, Chordata, Actinopteri, Syngnathiformes, Syngnathidae. The record is from RefSeq and is a predicted model, not a curated record. Gene Ontology annotation, cellular component: lysosomal membrane.